Molecule: messenger RNA, 1698 nt
Organism: Fonsecaea erecta
Lineage: Eukaryota; Fungi; Ascomycota; Eurotiomycetes; Chaetothyriales; Herpotrichiellaceae
Product: cell division control protein 7
Exons: 2
Coding region: 1-1698 (565 amino acids)
Biological process (GO): protein phosphorylation; mitotic DNA damage checkpoint signaling
Cellular component (GO): nucleus
Molecular function (GO): ATP binding; protein serine/threonine kinase activity
Source: RefSeq, a predicted model, not a curated record
AUGAAAUUGGCGAAGACUGCCAGAGGCGUCCUUAAAAGCCUACGGCGAAAACAGACCAACCUACAGUCAAUCAAGACCUCACAGGCUCUGUCGUCGCGUUAUCAUGUCUUGCUAAGCGACUCCGGGGUGGGAGACACGCCUGAGAAGGAAGCUGAAUCCCAGUCUGCGUUCGCGUCAACGCGUCAUCGGAAGAAGGCACGGCGGCCCGCAGCAGGGAUCCCUGGGAAAGAAGUGAGAGAGCGUCUCGAGCAGGGCAACAUGGGGCAAACCUCAAUUGCCAUUCACGAGGAUGCACACGAGCGGUUUUGUGGCGGUGAAGGCGAGGUGGACAACAUGGUGCAGUGCCAGGCCGAAGAGGAUGACUUUCUUCACGAUUCUUUGUUAGAAGAGUCCGAUGAGAGUGAUGACGACGACGACGACGUCGACGAGAGUGUGGUCGAUGAUAUGCGCAGACUCGAGGAAAGCUUCAGAGGCAUAUCCCAGAAAUACAGACUCAUCAAUCGCAUUGGCGAAGGUACCUUUUCAACCGUAUACAAGGCCGAACAACUGGUCCAGGCGCACGAGCUGGAUCAGGAAAAUGAAGACCCUACGAACGAGUCCUCGUCGGACGCCCCCCCUUCCAAGAGGCGGAAAACAAGCGUCCCGUCUGGUGCGGUUAACAGACCACGGAGGAAAGGACUGAUUGUCGCCUUGAAGAAGAUCUAUGUGACGUCUUCACCUCACCGCAUCAUGAAUGAGCUGGAACUUUUACACGAAUUACGCCACUCACCAUACAUCUGUCCCCUGCUGACGGCUUUCCGUCAUCACGACCAAGUCGUUGCGGUGCUCCCAUACUUUAGGCACCUCGAUUUUCGUUUGUACUAUCGAGAGUUCCUCAUCAACGACAUGCGACAUUACUUUCGCUGUCUGCUCAACGGUCUGGCUCAUGUGCACAAGGCGGGAAUCUUACACCGCGACAUCAAACCCACCAAUUUCCUCUAUGACCACACAAAGAGGCAGGGUGUCCUGGUCGACUUUGGGCUGGCUGAGAGGCAAGGGACUGACUGGCAACCAUGCCUCUGUACUGAGUCCAGGGAAAGAAGAAGAGAUAAGUUUAUCAACUCUUAUGCAGUCCAGGUCCUGCAGUCCUCUCCCGAGCAGAUGUCGACAGGGUAUCCUAAGAAUGAUAGCCGGCCGUCUCGAAGGGCAAACAGAGCAGGGACCCGAGGUUUUCGAGCACCCGAAGUCUUGUUGAAAUGCACCUCCCAGACCACCAAAAUCGACAUCUGGUCAACCGGUGUGAUCCUCCUGACCCUCCUGGCUCGCCGAUUUCCCUUCUUCAACAGCGCCGACGACGUUGAUGCCAUGAUUGAAAUGGCUUCGAUAUUUGGCCGGAAGAAGAUGCAAUCUGUUGCCGCAAUGCAUGGCCAGCUCUUUGAAACCAAUAUUGAGACCAUUGGCGAACGUGGUUUUACUUUUGAAAAGAUCAUCAUCUGGGCGAGUUGCCGCGAGAAAGAGCAAGACACCCUUCGACCAGGAGAGGCUCAAGCAGUGGCGUUCCUGCACGGCCUUCUCGAACUCGACGCUGGGAAACGAUGGUCGGCAAGGGAGGCAUUGCAACACGAGUUCCUCACCUCGCCUGUUGAGGACGAGGAGGAACGAGCGGAGAGAGAAGCGCAAGAAGCAUAUGAAGAAGAAAUGAGAGCAGCACGUCGGUGA